Messenger RNA from Strongylus vulgaris, 348 nucleotides. The record is from the annotation of a GenBank genome assembly. NCBI's taxonomy places the organism in Eukaryota, Metazoa, Nematoda, Chromadorea, Rhabditida, Strongylidae.
AUGGACUACCUGCUCGUCUACGCAGUGGCCGAAUUUCUACUUUCUAUUCAUAUCUCUCUGUCAAAUCUACUUGUACUUUAUGUCUACAUCCGAAAAAAAGAUGUUAGAACCGUUACGAACACCUACAUAUUCUCAUUGGCGCUUACAGAUUUCUUAGCUGGAUGUCUAGGCAUUCCAGUCACCAUAGUAUCGGUGUUAACUCGACGACCUCAAACCUUUUACGGAUGUCUUUUUGUACAUCUUAUUCUCUGUAUACUCUGUACUAUCUCUACAUUUCAUAUGCUAGCCAUAGCCGUAGACAAGUAUGUAACUAUCUGCUGCCGUGAUCAACUAUUCCGCUCCAGGUGA